Molecule: messenger RNA, 1625 nt
Organism: Raphanus sativus (radish)
Lineage: Eukaryota; Viridiplantae; Streptophyta; Magnoliopsida; Brassicales; Brassicaceae
Product: protein WVD2-like 7
Exons: 5
Coding region: 359-1513 (384 amino acids)
Source: RefSeq, a predicted model, not a curated record
UGGCAACAUUUGAACAUGUUGAAGCGCUUCACAUUCACGUGUGAAAUGAUAUCCACAUGAUCAAUGAUCUAAGAACAUGUCGAAGCGCUUCACUCUCGACCGUUGAUCGUGCCCUCCUAAUUAAACGGCGUUUAAAACGGAGAACGUGGGAAGCGUACGUUUGAGAACAGAAGAAAGUGACAGGAAUAUUGAUUAGUCUCCAAAUCUGUAUUCAUCAUGAUAAAAUGCUAUAUAUACAGAGUUCUUUUUGUCCAAAGUUCCUCAUUGUUGCUUACUUCAUCAGUUCCGUUUUCUACUCUCUGUUUCUUAUGCUCUUUCUAUCCCAAAAUACAGUUAACAGAAAAUUAUAUAACUCUAUAUGAUGGCGGGCGAAAUUCAAGAACCGCUUAACCUAAGCCUUCUGGAGAAUUCUAUUAACUCAGGAUCCGUUUCAUUUGGAAGAUUUGAGAAGGAAGUUUUAUCAUGGGAGAAGAGAUCAUCUUUUUCUCACAAUAGAUAUCUAGAAGAGGCUGAGAAAUUAUCUAAGCCUGGCUCUGUUACUCAGAUGAGAGCUCAUUUCGAGGCACAUUUUAAGAAAAAAGGAAUCCAACUUCCGACUUCUGUAGAACCUCAAACAUGGGGACAAGUAGCUCAACAUCAUCAACAAACUGCUAGUGAGAAAGAAGAAGUUUUGUCGGAGAGUAUGAGUCAGUGUAGCUACUACAGCUAUGAACUAGACAAAUGUGAUAGAGAAAAGAGCCCAUUCGGCGAGUCUUGUGUGAGCUGUGUGUCUUAUGGAGAGACUCUUCUGAAUUCUGAUGAUGAUCAUAGUUCUCUUUCUGUUGCUUUGGAGAAGACUAAUAUUGGUUGCAUUGAGAAAAGUACAGUUACAUUGAAGCCUUUAAAAAAUGACCGGAAAGCUAUUAAUUGUUAUGAGAAAACGACUAAAGCUACUACCAAGAAGCAUGUUGUCAAGGGCUCUUCAAGUUGUAAUACUAAGACCAGUUUUGACACUAAGAGAGGAAAGGAACUGAAGCCGACAAGGAUUAUUAAAUCCCUUGCAUCUCAAGCUUCAAUAUCAAAGAAAACUGAGAGCCUAACUUCUCUAGCCACAAGCAAGCUCAGGUCCAAGACUUGUAUUGGUUCUUCUAUAAAAGAGAGAACAGCCACUAUUGGUUUCAGUUCAAGAAGCAACGAGCGAGUUGAGAAGAGAAAGGAGGAAAAUGUGGAAGCUAUAGUGAGAAAAGCUCUCAACUCUAAAGCAAGACCAAAAAGCACACAAGCUAGACCUCAAUACAUAUCAAAAGAUCAAGAAAAGGAAAGAAAAGAUACUCAAGAACACUCAUCUAAAGCUAGGUGUGCUCGGUCAUUGGUCAAUGGAGCAGCCAAGAGUAAGCUCAAUAUUAACAAACAGAAGGUGGAUACACAGAGGAGUCUAAGUGGGAUUAGACCAAAUAGCAGCAACAAGACAGCAAAAAACAUCCCAAAUAGGAGUUUAGCGGUUAGGCGUUCUACGGUUGAGAUUGCUUUGUGAGCCAUUCACCGUCUCAGCUAGUUCUUUGCGUUUGUGUUUCUAUGCUAUAAUGAUCAUUAGUAUAUUAUACCAUAGAAAGACAAAUAUAAUAAAACAAUCAAAGCAUAUGCCC